Malaya genurostris is the source of this 1120-nucleotide messenger RNA. RefSeq lists its product as uncharacterized. Lineage: Eukaryota; Metazoa; Arthropoda; Insecta; Diptera; Culicidae. The transcript has 3 exons. The coding region runs from base 143 to 940 and encodes 265 amino acids. The record is from RefSeq and is a predicted model, not a curated record.
AACAUAGUUGCAUAUGUAAAUAACAACAUCGCAGACUAACAUGAAAUAUGUUUAGAAUAUUAUCAAAAGUUUCGCGGCGGAAGUCUGAUUUUGUGUUUUAUUAAAGUUUUACCUACAUCUUAACAAAGUACUAAGGUUUACCAUGGAUGCGGCGGAGUAUCACUUUUGGUUGCAAAUCGAAAAACUAGUAGGACCAGUUCCGGAAAAUGUCAAAAUGCUUUUGCAGUUUUCCUGUUUUUGCAACUCGUCCAUCGCCGACCUAGACGAUGAGCUUAUUGACCAAAUUGAACAAGAAGCUAGGACGAUUCCGACGGUUUUGCGGAUUACUACAAACGAUGCGUUGAUGAAGAAGUAUUUUGGUGUCUACAGUCACACACCUAAUGAAUUUCGUUUUCGUUCGGGAGAACGGCGAAUGAUGAAAAACAUUGCCUACGCCGUUCGAAAAAAAGGCUUGGAUAGCUUCAUUCAGUCAUUACGAACGAUUCAGCAUCACACAGAGGCACGACCGGCAGUGAGUAUGCACUUGCAGAAUCACGAUCCGCAAACACUAAGGCAGCUACUUCGAGAAAAAGUUCUAAAUGCUGUAAAUAAUAAUCAUGCGGAAAUUUUACCCGAUUAUCUGAAAGUCAUUCAGGAUAAUUUAGACAUCCAAAUAGUUAACGAGCAAGGUUAUCCUGAUGCGUAUGUGUUCUGCCCAUUAUGUAGUACCAAGGCCAAACUGUCCAAAGAUCGCACCGGUAAUAUUAUUGUGUCCAACUACACCCUCCAUGUGCGCAAAUACCAUGGUUUCGGACCACUCAGUCAUGGUGUAAAGAGGAAAGUAGACGAUUACAGUACAUCCGAGUACAUCCCAGAACACAUGUUGGAUCCAAUUAUUAAGGAGGAACCAGACACCAGUGGCUAUGAACAAAGUUCUUCCAACCCGUACUAUCAGAUUUAGUAAAAUGUAAGGUAGCAUUAAACUAACUCGUAGCGUAAGGUCGUACGUGAAUUACAUUCCAUAUCACUUGUGAAUGGUUGAUGAGUGCAAUACGUUGAAAUAUUGUAUGUCUUUUACUUGAUUGUCUAAAGUUAAACGUAUGUCAUGGAAAAUAGUUCAAUAAAACUCGUAAAAAGCUAA